AUGCCAUCGACACCAACGGUCCUCGUCGCUGUGGGAUUGGUCACUUUUCUCCUGUAUCGCCUACUCCAGAUUGGUCAACGUCCCAAAAAUUAUCCACCGGGACCCCCGACUAUCCCUAUAUUGGGAAAUAUUCAUCAGAUCCCAACUCAUGAUGUCCACCUUCAAUUCGAAAAGUGGGCACGUCAGUAUGGUCCAGUGUACAGCCUGAUACUCGGGACCAAGACCAUGAUUGUCCUUUCGAGUGACGCCGCCGUCAAGAGUCUCUUGGAUAAAAAGAGUGGAAUCUAUUCCGACCGACAGGAAAUGUAUGUCGGUCAGGGUUUGGCCAGCGGCGGCCUACGACUUCUUAUGAUGGGAUAUGGCGACAAGUGGCGCAAGUUCCGUAAAAUGAUACAUCAAUUGCUCAACGUCCAAUCUGCCCGGUCUUAUGUUCCAUAUCAGGUUCUGGAGAACAAACAGAUGCUUUAUCAGUUUCUAGAACAGCCCGACGACUUUCUCAACCACAUUCGACGAUAUGCCAACGCUCUCACCACCACCAUGGUCUAUGGUUGGCGGACACCGACGUACGAAGAUCCCAAGAUGAUGCAACUAUUCGACGGGUUUUCUGAAUUCGCUCAUCUAAACGCCACCGGGGUGGCCGCCUUGGUGGACUUCUUUCCUCUAUUGAGAAAUCUGCCCGACAGCGUCUUGGGCACAGUGAGGGAAGCCAGACGGUUACAUAAACGCGAAAAGGCACUCUACCUGGGCCAUUGGCUGACAGCCAAAAAGGACAUCGCAGCCAAAGAGAUCAAACCAUGUUUCUGCGUCGGACUCGACCAAGCGCAAAAAGUCGACGGGUUCAGUGACGACCAAGCCUCUUAUAUCGCGGGGACUCUUCUCGAAGCCGGGUCCGACACGACCUCGAGUACACUGUAUGCGUUUGUUCAAGCCAUGCUGUUGUAUCCCGACGUCCAAAAGAAGGCCCAAAUCGAAUUGGACAAGGUGGUCGGGGAGGAUCGUAUGCCGACCAUGGACGACGAUGUCCAACUCCCCUACAUUCGAGCCUGCAUGAAGGAAACUCUCCGCUGGAUGCCGACGACCAUCCUAGGAGCGGUACCUCACGCGGUGACCCAGGACGACUUUUACGAAGGGUACCUGAUCCCCAAGGGAGCGGCCGUCAUGAACAACGUCUGGGCCAUCCACAUGGAUCCUCGCAGACACCCGGACCCGCGACGGUUCAUGCCGGAGCGAUACGAGAAGGAUUCGCAGAGUUUGUAUGACGCCGCCAGCAACCCCGACGCGACGCAACGAGAUCAAUUUUCCUUCGGUGCCGGGCGUCGAAUCUGCCCUGGGAUUCACGUAGCAGAGCGAAGUUUGUUUUUGGGCAUCAGUCGGAUCCUGUGGGCCUUUGAGAUCACACCAAAGUUGAACUCCCAGGGACAGCCGAUCCUUCCGGACCCAAACGAACUCACCCAAGGGUUUGUCGUGUUGCCCGUCGAUUUCCCUGCGCAGAUCAAACCACGUUCAAAAGAGCGUGCUGACAUGGUCAGGAGAGCAUGGGAACAGGCGCAGAGUGAAUGUUUGGAUCCAGAAACAAAACAAUGGAUCACGACGCCUCCUCAAUUGCAAACGACUACAAAGUGA
Molecule: messenger RNA, 1623 nt
Organism: Exophiala oligosperma
Lineage: Eukaryota; Fungi; Ascomycota; Eurotiomycetes; Chaetothyriales; Herpotrichiellaceae
Exons: 4
Coding region: 1-1623 (540 amino acids)
Molecular function (GO): heme binding; oxidoreductase activity, acting on paired donors, with incorporation or reduction of molecular oxygen; iron ion binding
Source: RefSeq, a predicted model, not a curated record